UCAGCUUAGGUCUGGAGAGCAGAUCCCCUGGUACCAUACACCCCUCCUGCCCUGCACUUCAGGAGUCGUGGAGUCAAGAAUGGACAACGAGAAGGGCUUCGAGAAAGAACCCAGAGUCCAAUGGCAUGUAAAAGACUUCUUCAUACUUGCCAGUACAUCAUCCCCAGGUCUUCUGUGAGCACAGAUUCUUUUGAAGAAGAAAGCUGCAGAGAAGCCUGUUCCACCCCAGUGUCAUCUGGUGAAAGGGAUGAGGAUUCACUGAGUUUCACUCUCAGAGAGAAAGUUCAAAAGAGAGUCAGCAAAACACCCAAGCAGGCCUGGAGCAGCCCAUUUUUGGAAACCAAAAUGGCAAAUAAACCCAGUCGACCACACUCGGAACAACCUAUGUACUUGGAGACCGCAAUUAGGCACAUGAGACUUCAAAACCAGUCUUGGUGCAAUUCCCAGGGAAAUUCUGGUCUGGCCCAGAGACCUUUCACCGCCAUCGGCCUGUGCAGGACCGAGCCCCGCUCCGCGCAGCAGAGCGCAGGGUGGAGUUCCUCGGAGUCCAAGCUGGAGGAGACGGGAGACUCCAAGGCACACCCAGAUUUCCAAAAAGAGCUCUUAGUCGCUCCCGGAAAUGCAGUCGGAAGAAGCGCGGUUGCCAUGGCACCGGAGAUGCUCCCCAAGCAUCCUCAUCUCCCGGAGGAGAGGAGGCUGCGGGCAGACGCCUCCCUCUCGGGCAAUCUGGCGGAGGAGCCCCUUCCUCGGUUCGCGGGUGCUUUCACCCAUUUCCACUCCAAGAGAUUAAUAAAGGUUUGCGACGCGGCGCCCCCGCGCCCGCCCCGGCGUUUCCAUACGGCCUGUUCACAGGCUCUUCCGAGGCCGGUGGUGAAUGCUCACUUGCAUUGA
Sciurus carolinensis (gray squirrel) is the source of this 891-nucleotide messenger RNA. It is a transcript of the gene C4H12orf42, whose product is annotated as chromosome 4 C12orf42 homolog. Bases 121 to 891 code for a protein of 256 amino acids. NCBI's taxonomy places the organism in Eukaryota, Metazoa, Chordata, Mammalia, Rodentia, Sciuridae. The transcript has 3 exons. The record is from RefSeq and is a predicted model, not a curated record.